AUGGAGCCUUCCCCGGCAAUGAAACCAUUUUACCCCUGUGUUGCGGGCAAGGAGGAUCUAAUGGCCCUAUCCUCGCUGCUGGGGGUGAAUGAUCUCAGUGGGCGAGUAGCAUAUAACGCUUUCAACCUCAACAGUGAUAUUCAGCUUCCGCCCCUCCGACUAGGAGACUGCCACUUCACUACUGAGAUAAUGCGCUUCACUGUCACUGGUAACCAUAUUGCUGCGUUCCAUUUUGCCAUUGAGGUUUGCGCUGACGGGAAGACGGCGCUGGAAGCAUUCGAGCGGAGAAAGUUGAAGAAAGGUGAUGACGAUACUAAGGGGCGCGGAUUUCAACUUGUACGACUUGGUGCGAGCUCCGAAGAUGCCAGUCAAGGCUUAUUUUCUUCCACUUUAUCUCCCUCUCUUGGUGAGACCGUUGCUGUGCUUGACUGGUCGAAGGGCCUGUCCAGCCUUGCAUGUGUGUUCUCGCUCCAGAUGAUGGGCAGUGGACAGCCAAAUAUAUUGGGGCAGCGCUGGGUAUUCAUGGCUCCUUAG
Messenger RNA from Histoplasma mississippiense, 534 nucleotides. RefSeq lists its product with no specific name. Bases 1 to 534 code for a protein of 177 amino acids. The record is from RefSeq and is a predicted model, not a curated record. Lineage: Eukaryota; Fungi; Ascomycota; Eurotiomycetes; Onygenales; Ajellomycetaceae. The transcript has 2 exons.